Messenger RNA from Guillardia theta CCMP2712, 462 nucleotides. RefSeq lists its product as hypothetical. Bases 1 to 462 code for a protein of 153 amino acids. Gene Ontology annotation, molecular function: actin monomer binding. The transcript has a single exon. The record is from RefSeq and is a predicted model, not a curated record. Lineage: Eukaryota; Cryptophyceae; Pyrenomonadales; Geminigeraceae. Gene Ontology annotation, cellular component: cell cortex.
AUGACGUCCAAGGGGUCAUGGGUAGAGCUGCUGUCGGACAUCGUCGGGACCAAGAGGUUCGGCGAAGCCGCCAUCCUGUCUAUGGACGGGCUGACGUAUGGUAGCACACAUGGCUUCAGGGUGAGGAAGAAGGAGUUCCUCCUCCUCAACCGCUCCUUCCUGGACCCCGCCAGCAUGUUCGAACACGGGCUGCCAGUCAACGGCAGGAAGUACGUCGGGAUAUCCGCCAACCCCAAGACCCUGCAUGCCAAGUCAGGACCUUCGGGAGUGAUCUGCGUUCGGGCAAGAAACUGUGUCCUAGUGGCGACUUACUACCCUCCUACCAGCGCACCGCAGGCGCUGAUAACGCUAGAGGAGAUCUCGACCGAGGUGAAUAUUGGCAUGUACAAGACAGACUCCAUCGAUGCGAACUUGCUGCACAGUAUCAAGUCGAGGACCAAAGAUGGAGACGACGACGAUUGA